AGAGAGAGAGAGAGAGCUUGGUGUUCAACACGAGAGAGAGAGUUAUCUAGAGAGAGAGAGAGAGAGAGAUGGUCUCCAGGGAACAGAAGAGAGCAAGUAUGCACGAGAAGCUGCAGAUCCUCCGAGCUCUUACUCAUUCUCAUGCGGUAAAUAAAAUGUCUAUCAUCUCUGAUGCAUCAACAUACAUCAAAGAUCUGAAGCAGAAGAUUGCGGCACUGAACAAAGAACUAGCAUGUGCGGCGCAGAACGCUAAUGUCUGCGAAGAAUCAUCAUCAUCAUCCCCUAUGGUCAGAGUUCAGGUCGUGGAGAAGGGUUUCCUCAUCAACGUGCUCAUGGACCAAAUCUGCCCUGCAGGUCUACUGGCCUCCAUUCUGGAAGCCUUCGACGAGCUGGGACUCACCGUGCUUGAGGCUAGGGCUUCAUGCUCCAGCUCAUUUCGACUCCAAGCAGUAGGAGCAGAGCAGGAAGCCGAUGGAGUGAUGGAUGCACAUGCGGUGGAGCUAGCGGUGAUCCAGGCCAUCAAGAGGUUUCCUGGAAAAUAGAAAAAAAAGAUGUGCAAGCUAGCUAGCAUAUGUGUAUGGUUGCUUAAUUAAUUGAUCGAGCUAGAGAAGCAAGCAAGGACUGAAUUGAACGAGAGCAACACAAAAUGACCAAUCUAAAGCCCUCUAAUUAGGGUUACCGAUGCUCAAAUUAAUGGGAUUUCUAAUUGCUCUCUCUACAGGAUUAGGGGGUAAUUAAUAUGCUGUCAAGAGGUUAAAUUAAAUGCACCUCCAUGCUGUUAUGUCUCGCAAGAAGAGUACGUGUCAUGUGUGUGGUAUAAGUGCUAGGCGGUGAUAUGUAGUGAAAAUGUCGAUAUGAAUAUAUAUCGAAGGUAUUUUUCAGUCCUU
Oryza brachyantha (malo sina) is the source of this 887-nucleotide messenger RNA. RefSeq lists its product as uncharacterized. Lineage: Eukaryota; Viridiplantae; Streptophyta; Magnoliopsida; Poales; Poaceae. Bases 69 to 542 code for a protein of 157 amino acids. Gene Ontology annotation, cellular component: nucleus. The record is from RefSeq and is a predicted model, not a curated record. The transcript is spliced from 4 exons. Gene Ontology annotation, biological process: regulation of DNA-templated transcription. Gene Ontology annotation, molecular function: protein dimerization activity; DNA-binding transcription factor activity; sequence-specific DNA binding.